Molecule: messenger RNA, 1025 nt
Organism: Andrographis paniculata
Lineage: Eukaryota; Viridiplantae; Streptophyta; Magnoliopsida; Lamiales; Acanthaceae
Product: vesicle transport v-SNARE 11-like
Exons: 6
Coding region: 156-821 (221 amino acids)
Biological process (GO): vesicle-mediated transport; vesicle fusion; intracellular protein transport
Cellular component (GO): ER to Golgi transport vesicle membrane; SNARE complex; Golgi apparatus
Molecular function (GO): SNAP receptor activity; SNARE binding
Source: RefSeq, a predicted model, not a curated record
AAGAAAUCCAGCUUUUAUAAUUUCGUCAGUUCCUUCCGUUCGAUCCGAUUGCCUGAAGAGAAUUCCACGAAAUUCUUUCGAUCCUGUUUUUCCUUUUUGGCAUUUGCGUUGUCUGAGAUCUCGCAAUUCAUUCAGCAUCCUAAUCUGCGGUGACGAUGAGCACGGUUUUUGAAGGCUACGAAAAGCGGUACUGCGAGCUCUCUGCGGCUCUGUCGAAGAAGUGCUCCGCGGCGAGCCUAUUAGAUGGAGAACAAAAGAAGCAAAAAAUUUCAGAAAUCAGAUCUGGGCUGGACGAGGCAGAUGAGUUGAUUCGGAAGAUGGAUAUCGAGGCUCGUGGUUUGCAGCCUAAUACUAAGGCAGUGCUUCUAGCGAAGCUGAGGGAAUAUAAAUCUGAUCUGAACAAUUUGAAGAGCGAAGUAAAGCGAAUCGCGUCGACAAACUUGAACCAAGCUGCUCGAGAUGAGCUGCUGGAGGCAGGGAUGGCUGAUACAUUGGCUGUAUCAGCCAAUCAAAGGGAUAGAUUGUUAGUGUCGACUGAAAGACUGAAUAACUCUAGUAACAGGAUAAGGGAAAGCCGAAAGGUCAUGCUGGAAACAGAAGAGCUCGGCGUGUCGCUGCUUCAAGAUUUACAUCAACAGAGACAGUCUCUCUUACACGCAAAUAACACGUUGUUCGGUGUGGACGACAACGUUGGCAAGAGCAAGAGGAUCAUAAACAACAUAUCGAGUAGGAUGAAUCGAAACAAGUGGAUCAUUAUCGCGAUAGUUACCGUGCUGGUUAUCGCAAUCGCCGUCGUCUUGUACUUCAAGCUCUCUAAGUAAACAAAAAGAACCAACAUCAUAUGGCUAUUGAAUUGUACUGAAGUUUGAAGUAUUUUGUCGUUUCUAAUGUUGGCUGUGAUUUGUAAAUUUCGAGUUUGGGAUUCUGCAUCUGAAUGAGAACUGCAUUGUUGUAAUCAAAUUUAUUUCGAAUUGGGGAUUUUUGUACUUACUUUUCUGAGUACAGAAGAGGGAUUUCAAACUUGA